This is a messenger RNA of Molossus molossus (Pallas's mastiff bat), 3446 nucleotides long. It is a transcript of the gene USP43, whose product is annotated as ubiquitin specific peptidase 43. The record is from RefSeq and is a predicted model, not a curated record. Gene Ontology annotation, biological process: protein deubiquitination. The transcript has 15 exons. Gene Ontology annotation, molecular function: cysteine-type deubiquitinase activity. The coding region runs from base 1 to 3393 and encodes 1130 amino acids. NCBI's taxonomy places the organism in Eukaryota, Metazoa, Chordata, Mammalia, Chiroptera, Molossidae.
AUGGAGCCGGAGCCUGGACCGGGAGCCGCGGCAGGAGGAGGGCCGCCCGCGCCCCGGCCCCGCCGACGCCGCUCCCUGCGCCGCCUGCUCAGACGCUUCCUGCUGGCGCUGGGCAGCCGCUCCCGCCCCGAGGACUCGCCACCCCGGCCCCAGCCGCGACACUGCGAUGGCGACGGUGAGGGGGGCUUUGCCUGCGCCCCGGCCCCGACUCCAGCCGCGUCCGGGAGCCCCGAGGAGGAGCGCCCGCCCGGACCCCAGCCCCAGCUCCCCGCCGGCGAUGGGGCGCGGCCCCCGGGCGCACAGGGCUUGAAGAACCACGGCAACACCUGUUUCAUGAACGCCGUGGUGCAGUGUCUCAGCAACACCGACCUGCUGGCCGAGUUCCUGGCGCUUGGGCGCUACCGGGCCGCCCCGGGCCGCGCAGAGGUCACCGAGCACCUGGCGGCGCUCGUGCGCGCGCUCUGGACCCGCGAAUACACGCCCCAACUUUCCGCGGAGUUCAAGAAUGCUGUUUCCAAGUACAGCGCCCAGUUCCAAGGCAACGCCCAGCACGAUGCCCUGGAGUUCCUGCUCUGGCUGCUGGAUCGCGUGCACGAAGACUUGGAGGGCUCGUCCCGAGGGCCAGGGUCCGAGAAGCUUCAGCCUGAAGCCAGUAAAGCCUCUGAGAACCACCUGUCGCCAUCGCCUCAGCCUUCUCUAGGUCAAAGCUUUGUGCAAAGCCACUUUCAAGCACAGUACAGAUCUUCCUUGACUUGUCCUCACUGCCUGAGACAGAGCAACACCUUCGAUCCUUUCCUGUGUGUGUCUCUGCCCAUCCCCUUGCGCCAGACCAGGUUCUUGAGCAUCACCGUGGUCUUCCCCUCGAAGAGCCAGCGGUUCCUGCGGGUUGGCCUGGCCGUGCCCAUCCUCAGCACGGUGGCAGCCCUGAGGAAGAUGGUGGCAGAGGAAGGCAGUGUCCCUGUGGACGAGGUGAUCUUGGUUGAACUGAGCCCCAGUGGACUCCAGCGGUCUUUCUUUGAUGAAGAGGACCUGAACUCCAUUGCAGAGGGAGAUAACGUGUAUGCCUUCCAAGCCCCUCCACCGCCUGGCCAGGAGAUACUCACAGCUCAUCCAUCUGGUCUGUCCGUGUCCCCUCGCGCGGCAGCCUGUGAGGGUCAGCGGUCCCUGCCCGCCCACCAGGAGAACAAGGUGCUAAUCCUCUUCUGUAACUUGGUGGGGUCAGGGCAGCAGGCUAGCAGGUUUGGGCCACCAUUCCUGAUCAGGGAAGACAGAGCCAUUUCCUGGGUCCAGCUCCAGCAGUGCAUUCUCAGCAAGGUCCGCUGUCUCAUGAAAGGCGAGGCCCCGGAACAGCAGAACCCAGGGUCACUGUUCUCCAUCCGGGUUGUGGGCCAAUCCCUGGCCCUUAGCUACUUAUCCCCACAGGACAGCAGGCCUCUCUGUCACUGGGCAGUGGACAGGGCUCUGCACCUCCGGGGGCCAGGAGGCCCCCCCCACGUCAAACUGGCUGUCGAGUGGGACAGCGGUGUCAAGGAGCGCCUGUUCGGGAGCCUGCAGGAGGAGCGGGUGCGGGACGCCGACAGCGUGUGGCGGCAGCAGCAGGCGCACCAGCAGCACAGCUGCACCUUGGACGAAUGUUUCCAGUUCUACACCAAGGAGGAGCAGCUGGCCCAGGACGAUGCGUGGAAGUGUCCCCACUGCAAAGCCCUCCAGCAGGGCAUGGUGAAGCUGAGCCUGUGGACCCUGCCCGACAUCCUCAUCAUCCACCUCAAGAGGUUCUGUCAGGUGGGGGAGAGAAGAAACAAGCUCUCCACGCUGGUGAAGUUCCCGCUCUGCGGCCUCAACAUGGCACCGCACGUGGCCCGGAGAAGCGCGGGCCCCGCGCCCGGCGCCUGGCCUUCCUGGACGCAGCCUGCCUGCCUGCCCACCAGCUACCCGCUGGACUUCCUGUACGACUUGUACGCCGUCUGCAACCACCACGGCAGUCUGCAAGGUGGGCAUUACACAGCCUAUUGCCGGAACUCUCUGGAUGGCCAGUGGUACAGUUAUGACGACAGCACGGUGGAAUCACUUCUAGAAGAUGAGGUCAUGACCCGAGGGGCUUACAUCCUGUUUUAUCAGAAACGGAACAGCAUCCCUUCCUGGUCAGCCAGCAGCUCCAUGAGAGGCUCCACCAGCUCCACCUUGUCUGAUCACUGGCUCGCGAGGCUCGAGAGCAAUGACAGCAGCACAUGGGGCAGCCUGCUGUCCGGGCGCUCUGCCCCCAGCCCCUGUGGGCCCCAGGUGCCCGACCCCCCCGCUCUCACAAACAGCCUCUCCGGUCCGGAAAAUGGAGGCCUGGAGUCCAGGCCUUGGGUCCGGGGCGUAAGAGGCCGCAGCAUCAGCCUGAAGGUGCCCGCUCCUUCCCCAGCCAAGCAGGGGCCCUUCAGGACCAUGCCCCUUCGGUGGUCUUUCAGACACAGAGAGAAAGCACCUGGUGCAUCUGCCGAGUUGGUGGAGUACCUGGAGUCCAGACGGAGACCUCGCUCCACCAGCCAGUCCAUCGUGCCGCUGCUGACGGGCGCUGCUGGCGAGGGCGAGCGGUCAGCGAUGCCGAGGCCCGGUGCCACCCUCUCUGCUGAGGGUGAAGGCAGUGAGCGAGCCGGCCAGAGAGUACCAGCUGCAGCACCCUGCCCCUCGGGCCCCCUUGGCCACUGUGCUGCCCCUGGGACCUCGGAUGGCCUCAGCACUGCAGGGAAACUCAAGGAACCUGCAGGGCCGGAUGUCAGGCUGCCCAGGCAGUUUGACCUGCCCCUCACAGUCAUGCCCUCCGUGGAGAACGAGCAGCGGGCCCGGCCCGAGGGCCAGAGGACCGCGAGCUGGAAGGGAAGUGGCCAGGCGGGGGGCAGUAGCGGAGCGCCCUCCCCCAAGGACGCUUCGAGCACGGUGGCGCCUGCAGACACUCGCCGGAACCCCUUCGCCAGGUUCAGGGCUGGUGCAGAGUGGGGGGACUCCGAGACAGACCGACUCUCACAGGGGACCCUCACCCUCCUGAGGUCUGUGUUUUGGAAGAAGGAGAACAAGAAGAAUGACAAGGCCGAGGUGGCCCCCCAGGUGUCCCCAGUCUCCCUGGGGAGUGGCAGACUGAGCCCGGCUGUGGAUGAGCAGGCUCGAGUCUCAUUCUCUUCCCUGAGGAUGCCAGAGGGCCUGGCCAGGGGCCUGGAGGGCGCUGUCCGGUCUGCGCCCAACUCUCUGCACCUCCCACGCAAGGCCAGCAGGCCCACGAGGGCCAGUGCCCUGAGCGUGGCCCAGAGGAGUGUUCCCGGGGAGCAGACUUCUUUCAGCACCUUGCAAAAGGUGAAAUACCACACCCUCUCCUUGGGGCGAAAGAAAACCUUACCGGAGUCCAGCUUCUGAUGGCGUAUUCAGGGGCUGGUGAAGCUGGUACACUUAGCUCUGCCCUGAGCAGC